AUGUAUUUAACACCGAAAGCCAUACGAAGAGUCUUUGUAUUUGUUAAAAAACAAUUUGAGUUUGACAUUGCUACAUGUUAUGAUGAAUGGAAAGAAAAGAAAAGCGCGCGAAAGCUCUUAAACUCUGUUCUGCACCAGUUAGCUAAUGAAUUAGACUUAGCAAAUGACUCACUUAUAGUCAGAUUAAAUGGCCUGCUUCAUCAAGAUGACAAGGUUGCUUUAAAAUCUAUCACAGCUCAGAUGCAACUGGAAAACGCAGUUGGUGACCGCGUCUUCGGAACCUUUGCAGAAAAUCUCAGCUUCUUACUGAGCUGCUUACAAAGUGGCGCCGACCGCCGUUGCAAGAGUAUGGUGUUUAUAUUGGAGGAGUUUGAUCUGUUUUGUCACAGCGGUAGGACGCAGACGUUACUGUACAACUUGUUUGACAUUACUCACAGUAAACAGGCUCCCAUGUGUGUUUUAGGUAUCACCAAUCGCUUAGACGUAAUGGAGAUGCUAGAGAAGCGAGUCAAGUCGCGUUUCUCGCACAGACACAUCUUCAUAUUCCCGUACGAGGGCUCCGAUGUUAACGAAGUGGCUGCAUCACCCUUGGCGAUUGUUCGGAGGCGAUUGGUUCGGCUGCUCAGUGUGCCGUUGGCCCUCGCGAGCAAAACUGCCAUCGCUAAAAGCACGCCGCGGAGUCGCAAGGGCGCAAGGAGGAAAUCCACAGUAAAUGCUGAAGGAAUGGACAUUGACGGGAACGAUGAUUCAGUACAAUACUCAGUGCCGGAAGAGGUUUUAGCUAAAUGCAAGACCAACGUAAGACAGUUCCAGGAGGAGAUGGAUGCCAGUUUUCUGGAAGACUGGAACGCUCACAUUAAAAGCCUAGCCCAGGAUCAGCGCGUGAUAGACGCGUUAGAGAAACUAUGUUAUUACACCGUCAAUGAGCAGAUACUUAGAAAUAUAUUGUUUCAACUGGUCUCGAGACUUAGCGCAAAGAAGCCGUACGUGGACGCCUCAGAUUUGGUUUCGAUCGUGGACGGCACAGUGGCGCCAGAGCACCGAGUGAAGUUGCUUCAGUCACUUUCCAUCCUCGAAUUAUCUCUGGUCAUAGCGAUGAAACACGGGAUGGAGAUAUUCGACGGGCAGCCGAUGAAUUUCGAAAUGGUCUUGCAUAGAUACACGAAGUUCGCAAACGCCAACUCGUCGACGCAGACUGUUCCGCGUCCAGUGAUCUUGAAGGCUUUCGAGCAUUUGCAGGAGCUGGAAGUGAUAAUGCCCGUCCGGUCUACUGAUUCGAUAUAUACCGGCGGCGAUACCACCACCAGCAGAGUACAGAAGGAAUACAAACUAUACACCCUGGCUGUUCCCGACGAGGAUCUGAGGGAGGCUGUGAAGACCUUCAAAGCGCUACCCACCGAAAUCAAUCACUGGUUCAACAACUCGGUCGUC
Iphiclides podalirius (scarce swallowtail) is the source of this 1431-nucleotide messenger RNA. The record is from the annotation of a GenBank genome assembly. Lineage: Eukaryota; Metazoa; Arthropoda; Insecta; Lepidoptera; Papilionidae.